AAAUGUUUGAAUGAUAUAAAGGGAACAGUAACAAAGUUUAUCAGCAUCAAGCAAACUAUGCAGGUCUUGCUGUCAAGGUCGUCAAACUGGUUGUGCAUUGAGAACUCAAACCCUCACAUGGGAGUACCAGUUUUUGGGACCAAACCCAUCCUGGAAUACGACCAAAACUAGAGAAAGGGGCUUUCACGAUUCGACGGACAUCAAAGAUGUUUUCACGUUCUCCAGUAGAUCUUGUACUAGAGCAGUCGAUAAAUGCAGAUGCCGCCUCGAGAUUAACUGGGAUUUCGUCAUUCAGUACUAAAGAAGGUGCUCGUCGACGUUGGAUGCUUACACAGACAUCUAGAAGGACUAUUGUAAAUAGUCUUCUCACAAAAUCAGGAAUGAUAUCGUACGAUAGUCCUGCACAAGAACUGAAACAGUCACGUAUUGAACGCGACAAUAACGACUUGCAAAAGCUGGUGUCUGGAAUCGAGACCAGAAUGAAUCCAUUAAGCAGUGAUUACAGAAAUGAUGAACUUAUUUGCAUCUCCACUGGCAAGAUUGUUUCCAAAGAUAUUGCAGAUGAUUUAUUGACGAUGGAGAAACAGGGAAGUGCCUGGAUGGAACAAUUUGCAAGUGGAGGCUUUCUCGACUCCUCACGAUUUGAAAAGCCUAUUCCAAGAAGGAAGGUUAAGAAUUUCGCAGAUUGUGCUAUUAAAAUGACUGUUACAAGAAAGGAUAACACCAUAAGGCAACUGACUUGUUCAAGAGAUCUGUUUGGUCGAUUGCUAUACUUGGCCACAACAAUUGAAAUAGAUCUGAAGAAAAUCUUCUCGUUUCCACUAACGCCAGUGCCACUUUCCCUAGCACAUGUUGAUGGGAGUGUAACGAAAACAGAUAAAUCGAAAUUAAUGAAGAUUCUAGAAGACAGAAUAACAAGUGAACCACCCCAAAGAAUUGACGCAACUAUCAUUGACGGCAUGUUCUUGAUUCAGACAAUGACCGCUUUGCCGAGUACAUUUGCCGAGAUAGCAAAGGUGAUAAUUUCUCGAUUGUCCGGCUUAUCUUCCCGUGUGGACUUUGUGUGUGAUACGUACAGACAUCCAUCCAUUAAAGACAUUGAAAGGACAUCGCGUAGCGCAGUUGUUGGUGGAUUCAUUGUGUCUGGUCGAGAUCAAAGAAGACCAAAGGAAUUUCAUAAAGCAUUGCGAUCAGAGUCAUUCAAGACCUCUUUUUUGGUUUUCCUGUCAGAAGAGUGGGCGAGAAAUGAAUAUGCACCAUUUUUGAAGGACUGUUGUCUCUAUUUUGGGCAUGUUACAGGUUCACGUCAGACCAGGAAACAGUUAGUCGCAUUGAAAUAG
Messenger RNA from Dreissena polymorpha, 1340 nucleotides. RefSeq lists its product as uncharacterized. Lineage: Eukaryota; Metazoa; Mollusca; Bivalvia; Myida; Dreissenidae. The transcript is spliced from 3 exons. Bases 207 to 1340 code for a protein of 377 amino acids. The record is from RefSeq and is a predicted model, not a curated record.